Molecule: messenger RNA, 902 nt
Organism: Alnus glutinosa
Lineage: Eukaryota; Viridiplantae; Streptophyta; Magnoliopsida; Fagales; Betulaceae
Product: zinc finger A20 and AN1 domain-containing stress-associated protein 1
Exons: 2
Coding region: 211-714 (167 amino acids)
Biological process (GO): proteasome-mediated ubiquitin-dependent protein catabolic process
Molecular function (GO): zinc ion binding; DNA binding
Source: RefSeq, a predicted model, not a curated record
CGACCAUUUCCUGAAUCGUCAAAAAAAAAAAAAAAACCUCACGCUCCUCGUUUUCCUUUUCCUUAAUCGUAUGCUUCUGGUCUCCGUUGGUUUCUCAGUGACAGAGACGAAGACACAGCGCGCCAGAGACAGAGGGAGAGGGGAGGGGGAGCGGAAUUUCCAAUCGUCGGAUUGAAUUAAAGGAAGCGAAUUCAGAGAGGGAGGAAGAAGAUGAGUUCUGAACAGAACGAGGAGACGAGCUACCAGCCAUCGGACCCGAAGCUCUGCGUCAACAAUUGUGGGUUCUUCGGAAACGCGGCGACCAUGAACCUCUGCUCCAAGUGCCACAGAGACGGGUGCAUGAAGGAGGAGCAAGCGGCGUCGGCGAAGGUUGCCAUGGAGAAGUCUUUUAACCCUACAACACCGACAAAACCAGAGAUUAAUGAUCAGCCGGCGGGGGUCUUCGCCGCCGGAGUCGGACCCUCUUCAUCGUCAGCCUCGGCGAAUCUUGGGGAUGAUCGGGAACCGCAGCAACCAAAGGCGGCGAACCGGUGCCGGAGCUGUAACAAGAAGGUGGGGCUGACCGGGUUCAUCUGCAAGUGCGGGAUGACCUUCUGUGGGAUGCAUCGGUACCCGGAGAAGCACGAGUGUACUUUUGAUUUCAAGGCCAUCGGUCGGGACGCCAUUGCAAAGGCUAAUCCGGUGGUGAAGGCAGAUAAAGUGGAGAGGUUCUGAAAUCUGGUAGUAUUUGUUUAGGGGGAUGUUGGGAAAAGUGGAUUGCUUUUGGUUUUCUUGGAUUGCUUUGCUAGUGGGUUUGGAAGGUUGAUUCCAUAAUAAAAGUGGAUCACUGUAUUUGUUAGUUGCAGUUUGCUUUUCAUUGUUUGGGUUUCUUCUUUUGGUAAUGGCUAAGAAUCUUUUCCACA